AUGCCCAUCGAACACGUUCACCUCAUCUGGUUCAUGCUUAGCAUGUCACCCCGAUUGUGCCACCUGUUCUGGCGGCUCGUUCAAUCAAUGCUCCAGCUGCAACUCCGAUCUCCCGGUCCUUACGAAUGGACGAUGCCUAUCCACAUGCGCUCAGGACCAGUUCUUCGACUCUACAUCUUCUACCUGUCAAUCCUGCGAUUCAAGUUGCUCCAGCUGUUCAGGGUCAGGUCCCACAGUGUCGUGCCAGGACUUGGGAUUUGCCUGUCUGAUCUGGUUCAAACGACAACAUCCGGAAGCGCCGCUAUCCCAACGAUCACCGGCAUCAACAGCCCCGCGACGAGCACCACUAGCAGCUCGCAUCUGGCAUGGUGGGAGAUCAUGCUCAUGGCGCUCGGUUGUGCAUUCAUUUUUCUAGUCAUUGUCGUAACAUGGAGGAAUCGCAUGCGCCGAAAGCGCGCUCAGGCCACUGCCGCGUUCGCUACGGCCAAACGUCUCAAUCCGUCACGCAGCUGGCGUUGGCGCAUCGCGCGCUUCGGAGAACGUCUCUUUGGGCGUGCACCGCGCCAGCGGUGGACUCCGCCUGAGGAUAUGGAGGAGGUCAAGUUGGACAAGCUACGCGCGGCAGAGGAGGCACGCCACGACCGCGCGUUGGAGAAGCGGGACGAGUACGAGUAUGGCUCGCGUCAUGAGCCCUCGCCGCUCCCAUCGCUGUAUGACUACUACACCGACUCACACGGACAGGCUAAGCAGCACGGCGACCGGCACUCGGCGGUGUCACUUUCACAGGGCUCGCUGUACACACCGAUUACGGGUGUGCCGCGACGCGCGCCGGAGCCGCGCCAGCCGACGAGGAAUCCGCGAGAUUUGUUGCCGUCGCGUUUCUCGGACACGACGCUCGGUUCGCACGACGCUCGCGAGCGUGAACGCGCUAGCGCCAGGACACCGGCGCAGGAGUACGCUUGGUCUGUCACCCAGGCACAGGACAUGCCGCGGGGAUCGUACUGGCUCAAGCCCACGUCUACAGGCUCAACAAACCCGUUCCGCCGAUGA
Molecule: messenger RNA, 1050 nt
Organism: Fibroporia radiculosa
Lineage: Eukaryota; Fungi; Basidiomycota; Agaricomycetes; Polyporales; Fibroporiaceae
Exons: 2
Coding region: 1-1050 (349 amino acids)
Source: RefSeq, a predicted model, not a curated record